Molecule: messenger RNA, 9137 nt
Organism: Mucor mucedo
Lineage: Eukaryota; Fungi; Mucoromycota; Mucoromycetes; Mucorales; Mucoraceae
Exons: 10
Coding region: 279-9107 (2942 amino acids)
Biological process (GO): cellular hyperosmotic response; phosphorelay signal transduction system; phosphorylation
Cellular component (GO): membrane
Molecular function (GO): phosphorelay sensor kinase activity
Source: RefSeq, a predicted model, not a curated record
CUAGUUCUUCCCUUUUUCUUUUUCCACAAGAAUAUUAAUUUUUUCUUCUUUUUUUUUAUAUAUAUAUUUAUCAUCUUUUUGUACAUAUAAUCCCAUUUAUUGUAUUUAAUAUCUAUACCACCACCACCUUUUAAACCCACAACAAAAGAGAAAAAAGAAACCAGUAUUAAGCGCAAAUAACCCAUUUUUUUUCUUUCUUGGAAACACAACAACAAAAAAAGAAGAAAAAAAGACCGCAACACCACCAACAACAAAAAAAAAGUAAAAAGGGAGCGCUAAUGAAACGUUCUUGUGCUGGCGACAAUUCACCCAUCAUAAAAAAAAAAGUGCGUGAUAACCUAAGUAAUAAAGAAGAAGAAGACAGUAUGAGCGUGCUUGAAUACGUUCACCAUUUUGUAAAUAACCUAGAACAAGGCAAUAUUGAUCAUUGCCUUUCCACCAGUAAAAAUGAUACAACCGGUAUCUUGCAACAAUUAUCCGCUGUCGAUUCCGAUCUCUUUCUUAGCCUUGAAGCCAAUCUCAAAAAAAUUGCUCAACGUCAGCUGCAGCUCGAAACUGAGAAUUUAAGAUGCCGCAUCAUGAUUCAACAACAACAUCAGCUCUUAACCACUCAUCAUCACGAGGAAGAAAAAGUCAUGCACGCCGCUGCCUCUGCUGCUGCUUCUGAUGCUCCUGCUACAGAUAAUAACGAUGACAAGAAAAAGAAUAAAAAAUCAACCAAGAUCUCUGCUACAAGUGAAGACGAUUUGACUUCCGUCCAUGAUACCUCUCUGCUUGAAAAACUCGAAGAUUCUUACCGUCAAAUGCCCAACACCAUUCCCGAACUCCCUCAAGGAGGUUACUUUGCUGCUUCUGCCACAAUGGCAGCUGCUGGUCUUGCUACAUCUUCUACCCCGCCAUUUAAUAUUUCUUCUGCCGCUACUGCUUAUCCCGUGUACUUUGGUACCAUGUCUCCUUCUAUCUUAUCUUUCCCUGCCGCCACUGUCCAAACCAGCUCCGAUAACAUUGUCUGUCCCGAUUGUGUAAUCCAAGCCGUCAAAGUUGCCUCCUGUGUCUUUAAUGGUGAUUUGGGUCGUCGUAUCACCUGUGAGCAUGAACGUUGUGUUGUCUCCGGUACUGUCGUUGAAUCCGAUGCACCUAUUAAUACCUUGAAAAACGCCGUGAAUGCCAUGGCCGAUCAUUUACAGAUUGUUGCAGAUGAAGUCAGUUAUGUUGCCCAUGAAACCGCCGUCAAUGGUAAAUUGGGCGUACAAGCAAGAUGUGGAAGAGAAAUGAAGGGUUUAUGGCGUGAUUUUGUGGUGAAUUUGAAUAGUAUGACUCGCAACCAUUUGGAACAAGUACGAGAUAUUGCAGAUGUUUCAACUGCUAUUGCACGUGGUGAUCUCAGUAAAGCUAUGACUGUGCCUGUAAAAGGUGAAACACUCUUAUUAAAAAACACUUUUAAUACAAUGGUCAAUCAAUUGAAUUUGUUCGCUUCUGAAGUAUCUCGAGUUGCGCAUGAAGUAGGCACGGAAGGAAAGUUAGGAGCACAGGCAAAGGUACAAGGCGCUGAUGGUAUUUGGAAAGAAUUAACGGAUAAUGUAAAUACAAUGGCUGCCAAUCUUACAAAUCAGGUAAGAGACAUUGCCCAAGUUUCAAAAUCGGUAGCUCGUGGUGAUUUAACUAAAAAAGUCACCGUCGAAGUCAGAGGUGAAAUGCUGGAUUUAAAAAAUACCAUCAAUACUAUGGUGGACCAACUGUCGAUAUUUGCUACCGAGGUCACGCGUGUGUCACUAGAAGUAGGAACAGAAGGUAUACUGGGUGGUCAGGCCGUUGUCAAAGAUGUUGCUGGUACUUGGAAAGAUCUAACGGAUAAUGUGAAUAUGAUGGCUUCCAAAAUCACCGCCCAAGUACGUGACAUUGCCGUAGUUGCUAAAGCUGUUGCUCAAGGUGAUUUAUCCAAAAAAGUCAAAGCCAAUGCCCAAGGUGAAGUUCUCGAACUAAAAAACACAAUGAACAAAAUGGUGGAUCAAUUGAAUUUGUUCUCGGCAGAAGUGCAGAGGGUGUCUCUGGAAGUAGGCACCGAGGGAAAACUAGGCGGUCAAGCCGUCGUCAAAGAUGUUGGUGGAACUUGGAAAGAUCUCACUGACAACGUCAAUACCAUGGCCGCCAAUUUAACCACGCAGGUGCGGUCAAUUGCUGAAGUCACCAAAGCGGUUGCUAUGGGUGACCUUUCCAAAAAGAUCGAGGUCGAAACUCGUGGUGAGAUUCUUGAUCUAAAAAACACCGUGAAUGAUAUGGUUGAUCAGCUACGUGUCUUUGCCUCUGAAGUCACAAGAGUCGCCCGUGAAGUCGGUACGGAAGGAAAACUCGGUGGUCAAGCUAGGGUACCCAACGUUGAUGGUACCUGGAAAGAUCUAACGGAUAAUGUCAAUACCAUGGCCACCAAUCUAACCACUCAAGUACGUUCUAUUGCCGUUGUAACAAAAGCUGUAGCAAAUGGUGAUCUCUCCAAGAAAAUUCAGGUGACUGUGAGUGGUGAGAUUUCCGAUUUGAAAGAUACCGUGAAUAACAUGGUGGAUCAAUUACGUGUAUUUGCUUCCGAAGUCACAAGAGUAGCACGUGAAGUCGGUACGGAAGGAAAACUCGGCGGUGAAGCUAUUGUACCCAGUGUCAGUGGUACCUGGAAAGAUCUCACGGAUAAUGUGAAUAUCAUGGCGGCCAAUCUAACCACGCAGGUGCGGUCCAUUGCGGAGGUCACGAAAGCUGUAGCCAGUGGUGAUCUAUCGAAAAAAAUCGAAGUAGAAACACAAGGUGAAAUACUUGAUUUGAAAAAUACCGUGAAUAACAUGGUAGAUCAACUCAACGUCUUUGCUGCGGAAGUGACACGUGUGGCAAAAGAAGUAGGCACAGACGGUAAAUUGGGUGGUCAAGCUCUAGUGCCAAAUGUCGAUGGUACCUGGAUGGAUCUUACGGAUAAUGUCAAUCAUAUGGCUACCAAUCUCACAAAUCAAGUACGAUCCAUUGCUGAAGUCACAAAGGCGGUUGCUUUAGGCGAUCUCUCUAAAAAAAUUGAAGUCGAGUCGGGUGGAGAAAUUCUUGAUCUAAAGAACAUUGUGAAUAACAUGGUAGAUCAAUUACGUGUAUUUGCUUCAGAAGUAACACGUGUAUCCAAGGAAGUGGGUACGGAAGGUAAACUCGGUGGACAAGCUGUAGUUCAAGGUGUGGCAGGAACAUGGAAUGAACUCACGGAUAACGUGAAUAUCAUGGCAGCUAAUUUAACCAACCAAGUGCGCUCGAUUGCCGAAGUCACAAAGGCUGUCGCCAAUGGUGAUCUUUCCAAGAAAAUCGAAGUUGAAUCCGGUGGAGAAAUUUUGGAAUUGAAAAAUAUCGUGAAUAACAUGGUAGAUCAAUUACGUAUUUUUGCUUCAGAAGUUACACGUGUAUCCAAAGAAGUAGGUACAGAAGGAAAAUUAGGUGGUCAAGCCAUGGUACCCAAUGUAGCCGGUACUUGGUAUGAAUUGACGGAUAAUGUCAACAUUAUGGCUGCCAAUUUAACAACGCAAGUCCGAUCCAUUGCCGAAGUUACGAAAGCCGUCGCUCUCGGUGACCUUUCUAAAAAAAUUGAGGUCGAAACUCGUGGCGAAAUUUUGGAAUUAAAGGAUAUCGUAAAUGGUAUGGUCGAUCAAUUACGUAUCUUUGCAUCUGAAGUUACGCGUGUAUCUAAAGAAGAAGUCGGCACGGAAGGAAAAUUAGGUGGACAGGCCAUGGUCAGAGGUGUGGCUGGUACUUGGCUUGAUUUAACAGACAAUGUCAAUACUAUGGCUGCUAAUCUAACCACACAAGUACGUUCCAUUGCACAAGUUACUAAAGCCGUUGCCAAUGGUGAUCUAUCCAAAAAGAUUGAAGUUGAGACUAGAGGUGAAAUUCUAGAUCUAAAGGAUACAGUGAACGAUAUGGUGGAUCAGCUUCGUAUCUUUGCAUCAGAAGUCACACGUGUGUCCAAGGAAGUAGGAACUGAAGGUAAAUUAGGUGGUCAGGCUGUUGUCAAAGGCGUUGCUGGUACUUGGUAUGAAUUGACUGACAAUGUCAAUAUCAUGGCUGCCAAUUUAACCAAUCAGGUCAGAUCUAUUGCCGAAGUCACUAAAGCUGUAGCGCUGGGUGAUUUGUCUAAAAAGAUCGAGGUCGAAUCCGGUGGAGAAAUUCUUGAUUUAAAGAAUAUUGUGAAUAACAUGGUGGAUCAACUACGUAUUUUUGCCUCUGAAGUUACACGUGUGUCAAAAGAAGUCGGCACGGAAGGUAAACUUGGUGGUCAAGCUGUUGUACAAGGUGUCGCCGGUACAUGGAAUGAACUUACGGACAAUGUGAAUAUCAUGGCUGCUAAUUUAACCAGUCAAGUCAGAUCCAUUGCCGAAGUCACCAAAGCAGUCGCUAGUGGUGAUCUUUCCAAGAAAAUCGAAGUUGAAACUCGUGGUGAAAUCCUCGAUUUGAAAAUCACUGUCAAUUCCAUGGUGGAUCAAUUACGUAUAUUUGCUUCGGAAGUCACACGUGUCGCAAAAGAAGUAGGUACUGAAGGUAAAUUAGGUGGUCAAGCGAAGGUCGAAGGUGUUGCCGGUACUUGGAUGGACUUAACUGAUAAUGUCAAUACUAUGGCUGCCAAUCUUACAACUCAAGUACGUUCCAUUGCACAAGUCACUAAGGCCGUUGCCAAUGGUGAUCUUUCCAAAAAGAUUGAAGUUGAGACUCGAGGUGAAAUCCUGGAUCUAAAGGAUACCGUGAACGACAUGGUGGAUCAAUUACGUGUCUUUGCUGCUGAAGUCACACGUGUGUCGAAGGAAGUCGGCACGGAAGGAAAAUUAGGUGGACAAGCCAUGGUCAGAGGUGUAGCUGGUACUUGGCUUGAUUUAACAGACAAUGUCAAUACUAUGGCUGCCAACCUAACAACUCAAGUACGGUCUAUUGCUCAAGUCACCAAAGCAGUUGCUCUAGGUGACUUAUCCAAAAAAAUCGAAGUGGAAACACGAGGAGAAAUCCUAGAACUAAAAAAUAUUGUAAAUGACAUGGUGGAUCAACUACGUAUCUUUGCAUCCGAAGUAACCCGUGUCUCAAAAGAAGUAGGAACUGAAGGUAAAUUAGGUGGUCAGGCUGUUGUCAAGGGCGUUGCUGGUACUUGGUAUGAAUUGACUGACAAUGUCAAUAUCAUGGCUGCCAAUUUAACCAAUCAGGUCAGAUCUAUUGCCGAAGUCACUAAAGCUGUAGCGCUGGGUGAUUUGUCUAAAAAGAUCGAGGUCGAAUCCGGUGGAGAAAUUCUUGAUUUAAAGAAUAUUGUGAAUAACAUGGUGGAUCAACUACGUAUUUUUGCCUCUGAAGUUACACGUGUGUCAAAAGAAGUCGGCACGGAAGGUAAACUUGGUGGUCAAGCUGUUGUACAAGGUGUCGCCGGUACAUGGAAUGAACUUACGGACAAUGUGAAUAUCAUGGCUGCCAAUUUAACAACCCAAGUACGAUCCAUUGCCGAAGUCACUAAAGCCGUUGCUAGCGGUGACCUUUCCAAGAAAAUCGAAGUUGAAACACGUGGAGAAAUUUUGGAUUUGAAAAAUACAGUGAAUGAAAUGGUGGAUCAAUUACGUGUGUUUGCCUCUGAAGUCACCAGAGUGGCCAAGGAAGUAGGCACGGAAGGUAAAUUAGGUGGUCAAGCGACUGUGGAAGGUGUGGCUGGUACUUGGCUUGAUUUAACAGACAAUGUCAAUACUAUGGCUGCUAAUCUAACCACACAAGUACGUUCCAUUGCACAAGUUACUAAAGCCGUUGCCAAUGGUGAUCUGUCUAAAAAGAUCGAAGUUGAAACUCGAGGAGAAAUUCUAGAUCUAAAAGAUACCGUGAAUGACAUGGUAGAUCAACUACGAAUUUUCGCUUCGGAGGUCACGCGUGUAUCAAAGGAAGUAGGUACUGAAGGUAAAUUGGGUGGACAGGCGGUUGUUCAAGGUGUGGCUGGUACAUGGCUAGAUCUUACAGACAACGUCAAUACCAUGGCGGCGAAUCUAACCACGCAGGUCAGAUCGAUUGCCCAAGUCACAAAGGCUGUAGCUUUGGGUGAUCUAUCUAAAAAAAUUGAAGUGGAGACCCGAGGAGAAAUUCUGGAACUAAAGGAUAUUGUGAAUGGCAUGGUGGAUCAGCUACGUAUUUUUGCAUCUGAAGUCACGCGUGUGUCCAAAGAAGUAGGAACGGAAGGAAAAUUGGGCGGUCAGGCUGUCGUCAAGGGCGUUGCUGGUACUUGGUAUGAAUUGACGGACAAUGUCAAUAUCAUGGCUGCCAAUUUAACUAACCAGGUAAGAUCCAUCGCUGAGGUAACCAAAGCUGUCGCGUUGGGCGAUUUAUCCAAGAAGAUUGAAGUUGAAUCCGGUGGAGAAAUUCUUGAUUUAAAAAAUAUUGUCAACAACAUGGUGGAUCAAUUACGUAUUUUUGCCUCUGAAGUCACGCGUGUAUCUAAAGAAGUCGGCACGGAAGGUAAACUUGGUGGUCAAGCUGUUGUACAAGGUGUCGCCGGUACAUGGAAUGAGCUUACGGAUAAUGUAAAUAUUAUGGCUGCCAAUUUAACCAGUCAAGUGCGUUCUAUUGCCGAGGUAACAAAAGCAGUGGCCAAUGGUGAUUUGUCUAAGAAGAUUCAUGUUGAAACUCGUGGUGAAAUUCUUGAAUUAAAGAUUACGGUGAAUUCUAUGGUUGACCAAUUACGUGAAUUCUCUUCUGAAGUCACGCGUGUUGCUCGUGAAGUAGGUACGCGCGAUAAUGUCAAUAUUAUGGCUGCGAAUCUUACCACACAAGUACGUUCUAUUGCGGAAGUGACGAAAGCGGUUGCUGCUGGUGAUUUGUCGAAGAAGAUUGAAGUUGAAACACAAGGAGAGAUUCGUGAACUAAAGGAAACGGUGAAUGAUAUGGUGGAUCAACUGCGUGUUUUUGCGGCUGAGGUAACAAGAGUGGCGAGACAAGUGGGUACCGAAGGUAUGCUUGGUGGCCAAGCUGCCAUUGUUGGUGUAGAUGGUACUUGGAAAGACUUAACGGAUAAUGUAAAUUUGAUGGCGAGUAAUCUAACAGAUCAACUACGAGCUAUUGCGGCGGUCUGUAAAGCGGUAGCGCAAGGUGAUUUAUCGAAAAAGAUUGAAGUUGAAGUCCAUGGUGAAAUUGCCGAAUUGAAAAACACAAUCAAUACCAUGGUGGACCAGUUAAGUUCUUUUGCGUCUGAGGUAACUCGUGUAGCUCGAGAAGUAGGUACUGAAGGUAAACUUGGUGUCCAAGCCCAGGUGAUGGAUGUAGAAGGUGUAUGGAGAGAAAUCACAAGUAACGUCAAUACGAUGGCUUCUAAUUUAACAACUCAAGUUCGUGCUUUUGCUCAAAUUUCUGCUGCUGCAACCGAAAACGAUUUCUCUCGUUUGAUUACAGUAGAAGCUUCUGGUGAAAUGGAUUCCCUUAAGACCAAGAUCAAUCAGAUGGUGGGCUCUCUUCGUGAUGCUAUUCAAAAGAAUCGAUUGGCAAGAGAAGCUGCCGAAUUGGCAAAUCGUUCCAAGAGUGAAUUUUUGGCUAACAUGAGUCACGAAAUCCGUACUCCCAUGAAUGGUAUUAUCGGUAUGACCUCUUUGACUUUGGAAACUGAAUUAACCAGACCUCAACGAGAAAAUUUGAUGAUUGUUUCAAGUUUGGCUAAUAGUUUGUUAACUAUUAUCGAUGACAUUUUGGAUAUUUCCAAGAUUGAAGCAGGUCGGAUGACAAUCGAAUCUAUCCCCUUCUCACUCCGAUCCGCUGUAUUUAGUGUAUUAAAAACGUUGGCCGUAAAAGCAAAUCAAAAGAAACUGGACCUUAUUUAUCAUGUGGAUCAGUCGAUUCCUGAUCAAUUGAUUGGUGAUCCACUUCGUUUGCGUCAAGUCAUUACUAACUUGAUUGGUAAUGCUGUCAAGUUUACAACUCAAGGUGAAGUUGUCCUUCGCACAAGAGCUGUGAGUAUGCAAGAUAACACAGUCAGAUUAGAAUUGUGUGUAAGCGAUACCGGUAUCGGUAUUCAAGAAGAUAAAUUACAUGUCAUUUUCGAUACCUUCUGCCAAGCUGAUGGUAGCACUACUCGUGAAUAUGGUGGUACUGGUUUAGGUCUUUCCAUCUCUAGACAUCUUGUCCAGUUAAUGGGUGGUGACUUGUGGGUUGAAUCAAAGUAUGGAAGAGGUUCAGAAUUUUACUUUACGGUCAAUCUUUUCCGUUUCAGUCUUGAAGAACGCGAAAUUAUUGAAAAGUUACGUCGCUUCAAGAAUAGACGUAUUUUAUUUUUGGAUAGUAUGAAUGAUACGACUGGUGUGAUUGAAAAGAUCAACAUGCUAGGUCUUAAGCACUACCGAGUAAACGAUAUUGAAGAAGCAGCUGCUAUUUCUAAUGCCAAUUCCAACAAGAGUAUAAAUGGUCCCUUCUUCGAUACAGUUAUUGUGGAUAAGAUGGCCUUGGCCGAAAAGAUUCGAGAAAUUGUGCCACUUCGUUAUACACCUGUUGUGUUGAUUGCGCCUGAGGUUCAUCUCUUGAACAUGAAACUUUGUAUUGAUCUGGGUAUCACCGGUUACAUCAAUUCACCUACAAACCUUGCAGGUAUGGCGGAUGUUCUUUUACCUGCUCUAGAAAGUCAUGCAGCUCUUCCCCGAGAUGCAUCAAAGACCGUGCCUUUAGAAGUUUUGCUUGCUGAAGAUAACGAUGUCAAUCAAAAGUUGGCUGUCCGUAUUUUAGAAAAGUUUGGACAUCAUGUUAAGGUGGUUGCCAACGGUAAAUUGGCUGUAGAGGCAUAUGAAUCUCAAAGUUUUGAUAUGAUUUUAAUGGACAUACAAAUGCCUGUCAUGGGCGGUUUUGAAGCCACGCAAAAGAUUCGUGAAAUCGAGCAUAGUUCUAAUACAAAAGCACAUAUUCCAAUUAUUGCUUUGACUGCACAUGCCAUGAUUGGUGAUCGUGAAAAGUGUUUACAAGCUGGCAUGGAUGAAUAUGUCACUAAACCAUUAAGAUUCCCCGAGUUGAUUGCUGCAAUCAAGAAAUUCGCACCUCAGUCCGCUCAUAUGAUGGCAGGAGGAGGUGGAGGUUCCAAGCUUAAAGCGCUACCAAAUAAAUAAAUUGACACAUUAGACUUUUAUAAAAUGGAA